Raphanus sativus (radish) is the source of this 1474-nucleotide messenger RNA. Its product is annotated as UDP-glycosyltransferase 84B2-like. Bases 42 to 1424 code for a protein of 460 amino acids. Gene Ontology annotation, molecular function: UDP-glycosyltransferase activity. Lineage: Eukaryota; Viridiplantae; Streptophyta; Magnoliopsida; Brassicales; Brassicaceae. The transcript has a single exon. The record is from RefSeq and is a predicted model, not a curated record.
ACUAAUACCUCAAAAAAAAAAAGCAAUAAUUUUACGUUAUCAUGGGAAGUUCUGAGUGUCACGAAACUCAUGUUCUACUGGUAACAUUACCAUUGCAAGGUCACAUCAAUCCAAUGCUCAAAUUCGCCAAACAUAGCUCACGAUCCAACCUCCGCUUCACCCUCGCCACCACUGAUCAAGCCCGUGACCUCUUCUCGGCCGGCGCCACCACCACCGGAAACAACCCAUGCAGCCCGGUGGAUCUCGCUUACUUCUCAGACGGCCUGCCUAAAGACGACCCAAGAGCCGAACCAACCCUCCUAGAGUCAUUGAGAAAUGUCGGGGGAAAUAACUUGUCUAAAAUCAUCGGUGAAAAGAGAUUCUCUUGCAUCAUCUCUUCUCCUUUCACUCCAUGGGUUCCAGCCGUUGCAGCAGCUCAUAAUAUCCCUUGUGCGAUCCUCUGGAUCCAAGCUUGUGGAGCUUACUCCGCGUAUUACCGUUAUUACAUGAAGACAGACGUUUUUCCCGACAAUCUCGAAGAUCUGAAUCAAACGGUGAAACUACCAUCCUUACCGUUGUUGGAAGUCAGGGAUCUCCCUUCCUUUAUUUUACCUUCCGGAGGAAGUCACUUCAAUAAGCUCAUGGCAGAGUUCGCAGAUUGUUUGAGAUAUGUGAAAUGGGUUUUGGUGAACUCGUUCUACGAACUCGAAUCAGAGAUCAUCGAAUCCAUGUCAAAUCUCAAACCUAUAAUCCCAAUAGGCCCUCUAGUUUCUCCUUUUCUGUUGGGAGCUAAUCAGCUCCAAAGCCUAGAUGGUGAAAAUUUGGAUAUGUGGAAAGCUGAUGAUCAUUGUAUGAAGUGGCUUGACGAGCAAGCUAGGUCUUCGGUUGUUUACAUAUCUUUCGGAAGCCUGCUCAAAUCUUCGGCGAAUCAAGUCGAGACCAUAGCGACCGCUCUUAGAAACAGAGGAGUUUCAUUCCUAUGGGUGAUAAGGCCCAUGGAAAGAGCCCAAGCCGUGGACGUUUUGCAGGAGAUGGUCAAGGAAGGUCAAGGUGUUGUGAUAGAGUGGGGCCAACAGGAGAGGAUACUGAGCCACGCGGCGAUCUCUUGUUUCAUCACUCACUGCGGUUGGAACUCAACGAUAGAGACGGUGGCGGCUGGUGUUCCGGUGGUGGCAUACCCGAGCUGGACGGAUCAGCCGAUUGUCGCAAGACUGCUAGUGGAUGUGUUCGGGAUAGGAGUGAGGAUGAGAAACGACGCAGUAGACGGGGAGCUUAAAGUCACUGAGGUAGAGAGAUGCAUCGAGGCUGUGACUAAGGGACCUGCGGCGGCGGAUAUGAGGAAAAGAGCAACGGAGCUAAAGCAGGCAGCAAGAUUGGCGAUGGCGCCUGGUGGAUCUUCGGCUCAAAAUUUGGACUCGUUCAUCAGAGAUAUCACAAUCAUCUGACUCGUUACAAGCCGUUGUCAUCAAAUCGAUUGUAUUUUAUUUAAUCUGUG